Oncorhynchus mykiss (rainbow trout) is the source of this 3338-nucleotide messenger RNA. NCBI's taxonomy places the organism in Eukaryota, Metazoa, Chordata, Actinopteri, Salmoniformes, Salmonidae. The record is from RefSeq and is a predicted model, not a curated record.
UUUUUGGGGUCUUUCAAUCUUCAAUAUCUCUUACACAAAGCGUGCCUUGACUAUGAAAAGUAUCCUGUAUAUUCUGAAUCAGGGAGGAUAGAGAAAAAUCAAAACAAUUUGUACUUGUUUUUUGUUGUUGUGUUUGUUGAUUAUUUUACUCCCUACAGAAUUUCUUCUGUAUAAUGGGAACCUGUUGACACCAUCUGUCUUUAACCAUGUCACAUGUAAAACCUCACAAUAUAUUGACCUUUGUCAUAGUAUCUGCCUCUCUGUCACUUACCCUCAAAUAGUCCUUCAGAACUAUUCCCACCACUCGUCAUAUUGCUGAGAUGGAACUCACUGGUAUGAAGCUGCCAAUGGCUAACUGAUCAAAAGUUCAGGUUGCAGAGUAGAGAAUAAAUUAUUUUGCAACGCUCAGAUAAGCAAUCAGUGUUGGGGUCAGAGGUUGUUAGAAUGUUGGGAAACCUGUUCCUUUAACUUAUUCCUUCUAGAGUCUGCCUCUUGGCUUGGCAAGUAUGUUGAGUACUUCUGCAGAAGAGACGAAACAUCUGGAUGAUCAUGGAUGAAUUCACUCCUUUAGACUGUCUGCUGCCUACAGGCACACAGAAAAUAUGUCUGAUCAUUCUCAACCAGCCUUUGGAAAAAGACAGUCUUCACACACUCUGGAGUAAAGACCUUCGUGCAGGCUAUCAAGUCAGCAUACUUAAUUGCCCUGCUGAUGGCCCAUCAGAGGUGGAUGAUUUGAGAUUGGUUGGCUUCCAGAAUAUUCACACCUGGCCGUUUGGCCAAUUAGCAGUUGUCUGGACUCAGCAGAGCUGUGGGGCUCUCCUGCGGGCGUGUGCAGAUGGUGCGGCCAACCACCUGUAUGACAUCACCGCUGGACAACAAGACAGUUUUCUUCCAGACUACAUCAGUGGGGACUUUGAUUCUAUUACUGCAGAGGUCAAAGCUUUCUACACAGAGAAGAAGUGUCGGUUGAUAGAGACCGCUGAUCAGGAGCUGACUGACUUCACUAAAUGUCUGGCCAUCAUGGUGGAGGAGAUCAAGAGACAACAGCUUCAGGUGGAUACUAUAGUGACUCUGGGUGGUCUAGCAGGAAGAUUUGACCAGACCAUGGCUUCAGUAGAGACUUUGUACCACGCCCUCAAUAUGACAGAACUACCUCUGGUGGUUCUACAGGGAUGCAGUCUGGCCUACCUGCUACGACCGGACAUGAGACACAGGUUGGGAGUGAAUACAGGACUGGAGGGGGAAUGGUGCAGUCUAAUACCUAUAGGAGGACCAUGCAAAACACACACCACUGGACUCAAAUGGAACCUGGACAACCAGGUACUGCAGUUCGGGAAGCUGGUGAGCACAUCCAACACCUACGAGCCUGUCGCCCAGGGAGACCAGAGGAAGCCUGUAACCGUGACAACGGAUCAGCCACUGCUCUGGAGCAUGGGCAUCUGCAGGGACAGGAAAUGACAUCAUCGACCAGGGUGCUCCACCUCCUUCCAGAAUGAACAAAUGGGUGUCAUUUAAAUAGGCUAAUGGUUUCCUCUCCCCAACUGGAAAUUCACGCUUCUGCUUAGUUGAAAUAGUGGUAAAAUGCCUCUUUCCUUCCUUGGUGAAGGAAUCUCUGAACGGUCACAAGAGGAAGCCACUUUAGAUUAUAGAUUCACCACUAGCCUAGAAAACUCUGUCCUGAUUCCAAACGGGAGACUUGCACCCUUCCCCUUGAAGACUUACCAUUGCAUAUCUGAGGUGGGGGUCAAAUCCAUACUUCUCAAGGGUGGAUUUUAGGGUGCAAGUCUACGGUUUGGAACUCAGCCCCAAUGUGCCUUCACCGUUGUCGCUUAACAAACAGAUACACAUUAUAUACAAGUCAAACAUAAGUCAAGCUGCGUAUUUCUUUGAUUUAUUAACACAGUCAAAUAAAAACAUUGCAAACAAUGUUUAAAAAAAAUGGCAUCCCUUCACUAUCCUCCACCACCACUUUUCCACAUUGCCCUGCUGCCAAAGGUCUCUGGUUAUUGUAGUUCUGUAGUUGUAGUUCUGUAACAUCUCCAGAGGUUAAACCGCCCCUGAGAGAGAUAAGAGAACUCACAAUAACAGGGCCACACAGAGGCUAAUUCAGUUUCUCCCCUUUACCCAAUAGUAUACAAUCAUCCACACCUCUUAACUGUAGUGGCAGAAAUGCUGUAUGCCUUAUGAUUUAAAAUAGUGUGUUUCACGCAUUCCAUCAAAUCAAAUAGAACUGCAAAACAUAGAUUGAUAUUAUCGCAGACCUACAUGCAUCUAUGCACAUAUCUUGAUAACAAAUGAAUCAUGUAUUUGGAUCUUGUAGACAGGUAGCAUUAGUGCACUUUAGAACACUGUAGUCAGAUCACCCAAAACCUAACCUAACCUAAAAAGCCAAAUGGACUGAACUUGAAUUGUUUUCUACCAAUAAUGUGCACAAUACAGUACUGACUGACUACUGUCCAACUGACUCCUGGUGUGUGUGUCCUGCAGUGUCUUGUCCUAUGUUGAAGGUGUGGUCCUACUUUCACAAUGUUAUUGUUGAAGAUGUGGAUGAGCUUGACAAAGAACCCGAUGAAGCUCAUGAUGGCAAACCCAAUCACUGUCGCCAUGGCAAUCUUCUGGAAUUCUAGAACAGAGAUCAAGAGAGAGAUGGUACAAUAAUAUUCUCUCGUCACAGAAUCAUGACAUUUUACAGACCUACAAUUCCAGAGAACUCCACAAGAACCUUCUUGAUCGAUGUGGUUCCAAAUCAACGUUUCUUUCUGAGAAAGAUGGAACUUUUGUCAGCAAGGCAAUGAUGACUGUUUUACAGGAGUUUUAUUGAAUCUGUGUUGAAGUUUUCGACGGUGGCCUGGUUUGGCAAUCUUAAUGUUUGCAACAAAAACAGGCUAGAUAGUGGUAGAGGUGGCCAGCAAGGUCAUCGGGAUGCAGCAGACACAGCUCUUAGACAUUUUUAGGAAGUAAGUGAUGAGGAGAGUUAACAGUAUCCUAGACUGUCCUAAUCACCCGGGCAUUGACGAUUUUGAGCUCGUCCCUUCAGGUCGUUGUUUUCAACUUCCCAAAUUCAAGAGCAAUAGAUCCAAGAACUCAUCCCACAGGCCAUAAACUUUCUAAAUCUACACAUGAAAAUAAAUAAUGCAUAUUUAUUGAUGCACGUUUGCACAAUGACUGCGCCUUUUAUUGAUUGUACACUGUAACCAAUCGCAUGAUGUAUAUCUGUUGUAUGGUUGUCACUGUUUUUAAAUGUUGUCUUUAUUGUUGAACCCUGACUGCACAACACAUUUCCCAACUGGGACAAUAAAGACAUUUGAUUGUUUGAUUGAAGGGGUUUAAAAUAUAAA